Molecule: messenger RNA, 1108 nt
Organism: Lactuca virosa
Lineage: Eukaryota; Viridiplantae; Streptophyta; Magnoliopsida; Asterales; Asteraceae
Source: the annotation of a GenBank genome assembly
AAAUAACAUGAGUGUUCAUCCAAUUCUCUCAGACUAGGGUUCUCAUACCAAAUUGUAAUGUCUCCAUUUUUAACCCAAAAUUUUCAUACUAUGGAUGGCGGAAGUCUUAGCGGAAGUCUUAAAUAUUUUUUAUACUAUGAUGGCGGUGAGUCUGUAACCGUUCAACACUUAAACUUUCAAUAUCAGCCGUAAUAACUCAACAUUUACGGUUAAUCAGAGGUUCCAGCCGUUUUCAUCUCCUCCGUACGCUUCCUUCUUCUUCCCCCUACAUUCACAGUCGGUUGUAUCGUUCCACAACCGUUCAAUCGGUUUCUUGCCUCCUACAACCACAUAUAGGCGACCGGUUUCUCAUGGUAGUUCUUACCACGUUCAUCGAUCAGUUUCUCAAAGUAUACAACCCACCACAUGUUGGUCAAUGGGUUCUCCUUCUUCGACCCAGUAAGACAAUAACCACAUAAUCAACGCUCCUGAUUAUUCAUAAAUCGCACAACCACGUUGUCACUUACUUGGCCAUAUAUAACACUGAUUCCCAUCUUUAUGUGCCAUUUACUAAAUUUGGGGUUCACCUGUGCCAUAAAUGGAUUAUGGAGCCUACAUCGCAUAACCUAGAAGAACAGCAAGACAAGAAGUACGAAGCUUUUACAUAGAACAAGAUAGAUAAGAUGAAAGUCUCCAAGUUACCGAAGGUUUCACCAUGAAGGAAAAUCCCAGAUGUGCAUCAGAUGCGGACAAACCAAAAGCUGACUCCGAUUGUGCAAGUAUGGAAAUAAUCGAGUUUAGCCAGCACUUUCAGCCCGUCACCAUGACUCUCACCACUAUCAAACGCCUCAAGAUUAUCAGAUGCACCCGAUUUCUAUCUAUCUAUCUAUCCGGUUUGCAAUCAAAGGCCACCACUCACCUCAAAGCUGAUGCAACAAUUCAUGAUUUAAUAGAGAAAAUAGAGGAAUAUGGUGAUUCUAUUGACAUUGAUGGUUUUGACAUAGACUAUGGGAACCAAAUUUUAACCGUGAAGUUUGGUGAUUUGGGAACAUAUGUGUUGAACAAACGGAUUCCAAAUAGACAGAUUUGGAUGUCUUCACCUGUCAGGUGUCAGAAUAACAGAAGUUAG